Messenger RNA from Fraxinus pennsylvanica, 318 nucleotides. The record is from the annotation of a GenBank genome assembly. Lineage: Eukaryota; Viridiplantae; Streptophyta; Magnoliopsida; Lamiales; Oleaceae.
AUGCUUUCUUCUUUAGCAUUGAGAAUUAUCAUGUCUAUUAUGUGCCAAUUUAUGUGGGAAAAGGAUCUGCAGGAGGCUCUGAAUCAACUGGAAGAAGGACUGAAAGAUAACAUUAAGAGGCUAAGUUCUUUCGACAAGUACAAGCAGGAAAUUUUAAGGGUCCUGAUCACAAUCUUGGAUACAUCCAGUGAUCCUCGAACACAAGCUGUUGCUUGCUUUGAUCUCUCGCAGUUCAUUCAGUACUAUCUUGCUGGGCGUAUCAUAGUGACUGACCUCAAAGCAAAGGAGUGGGUGAUGAAAUUGAUGAACGCAGGGUAG